This is a messenger RNA of Megalopta genalis, 4386 nucleotides long. The record is from RefSeq and is a predicted model, not a curated record. NCBI's taxonomy places the organism in Eukaryota, Metazoa, Arthropoda, Insecta, Hymenoptera, Halictidae.
AUUUAUAUAGUACAAUAUUAAAAUUAGUUGAACAUAUUAUUUAGCCAGUCCUUUUUUAAUCUUUUCUUCUUCUUCUUGCAGUUUCUCCAUUUCUUGUUGUUCCUUAAAUAAUCUAAUCAAUUCUUCUGUUGCUGUGGGCUCUUGUAAUUUAUAUUUUCCAAGCUUUUCCUAAAAAUUAAGAAACAUAAAAUUUGUUUGAAUGAAAAUAAACAGUUUAAUACAACUAAUCGAAAAGAUAUCAAAUAUUUACAUCAGGAUAUUCUGCCAAAUUUAAUGCUGGUUCCUUAAAAGUAAAAGGUGUCCAAGGUCCUUGAAUCGAAGGGAAAUUUGUACGCCAUAAUUUGAGUAAUCUAACAGAAGAUCCAUCAUGAUAUUGUGUUUUCAUUAAAUGCAUCAAUUGAUAAACGUCUUCACGACUAUAAUUGGCAACACUCAUCCACUGUGUCUCUCCAUUCACUGUAAUGAAUAUGUAGUAUUUAUAUAUACACACUUUCCUUAGUUCUCACAAAAAUGAUUAAACCUACAAUAUUCUGCUUUUAUAACUGCACUUCUGUGUCUUCUUGGUUUAACGUAUACUACAACUCCAGGAUUUUCUCUUGCAAAAUUGAUUAAAUCAUUUUCAAGAAACUUCCUAUAAAAAAAUCAAGAUAAUUAUGUACACGGAAAACGAUAUCCAGUGUAAUAAUAAUUUUCAUAUAAUGUAUUAAAUUGCUGAACACGAGUAAUGUUAUAGGUUAUGGUAUGUAAAACGGAAUAAGUUAAAUCAGUGAACAUAACAUGAGAAACGAAUAGAAUGAGCAACAACUAAAUAAAGUAAUAAUCGAGAAUUUUAUCAUAGUAAAAUUAUUAGAUCCGUGUAUUAAGUCACAAUCAAAAGAUUAGGAAUACAAAUAGUAUUACCUUAUUCCACCACUAUCACCCAUUCGUUUACAAAAUUUUAAUGUAACUCUUUGGAGCUGACAUACAUAGCGACCAAUACCUAAGCCAAAAGGUGGACGAACAUAUCCAUACGGAAGAAAUAAGUGGUGAUUUGACAUUUUUCCAAUAGAAAAUGUAUAUAAAAUUACUCUGUAUAGUGAUCACCGCAGGUCACUGAUACUGUUUACUAGACAGCCCCAGUGUGUGACUAUUUUGCCCGCAACAUAGGGGCGCUCCUCGCGUCCACACCCCUCGCUCCCCAAAAUCUUCAACAAACCUCUCGCAUCUAUUGGAAGGCGAACACGCGUCACUUCACGUCGUGUCGGCGCAGGCGCAUUACAGUUGGGAAAGUCUUGAGUUUGGCGACUAGUCAGGGGAAAUGGAGGAUGCGAGGGACGCCCCUAUGUUGCAGGCAAAUGGUCACACUAAAUAGCACUAGAUAGACGCACGGCGCAUGCUCGUAAAUAGAUAUUUCCCCAAUACAAAUACAAUGUAGGUAUGUGCAUAUUAAUUAAAUUUAUUUAUUAUAUCUCAAUUUCAUUAAUAUUUCAAAAUACAUUCGAUUGCCCUACAUUCCGUAUAAAAUGCAUUUACAUUUACCUCAAUUUUCUACAUUACAACUCAUUGUUCAUUAAAAAGUCUCAUGAUCGCUAUCUGCACCAAAAGAUCAAUUCAAAUAAAAUUUAACUGUUGUCAAACCAGCGUGGUUCAAUUACAUUGCAUUUAAUGGGCGGUAAAGGAAUGGACAUUAUAGAUGGUAAAGAUGUAGGUAAAAAUUCUCCUGGCCAAAAAUGUGCAACGUCCAUGAAAAUACAUCCGAUCAGGAUACCGCGCAUAACAGGCAUCAAUAUUCUCAAAAGUUUGCUUUUCUGUGGUUUUUGGGGCCAAAUGAAAAUCAAUCGCGAUCCAUCUGUUGCCCGAAACCAGAAGCAAAACCGAUCGAAUGCAUUCCGUACUUUGAAGACAUUACCAUGAAGAUGCAAGAACGUCGCUGCGAUCUGAUCGGCAAACAGAAAUAUUUACGCGAAAAGAUCACGACAAUGGAACGGUCGAUUCCAGCGUUGAUAGCGUACAAUAUGUGGAUGGCCAAGGAUAAAUGUGACGAUGCACCGACUUGCAAAGUCCGUGAAAUCAUAAAGAAAUUCUCUACGUAUCCAGACCCAACCGAAAAACUUCUCGCAAACUUGAAGAGAGCGGUGAAGGAACUGAACGAGGAGACAGCCGAGUUGCAUGAAAAGAUUAUUCAAGCAGAUGUUAAGUUAGAAGAGACAGAUAUGGAACUCGAAUCUUUAGAACUAUUGAAUAAAGAGAUGAAUGUAAAGUUGACCAGUUUGGAGAAAGAAGUUAAGAGUUACACUACUCCAAGUCUUCACUCCAUACGCUCGGAGGAUUUGAUUUGUCUAUCGAAGAUUCAUCAACUAGCUAAAGAGGAGCUAUGCAUGAAACACUGUAUCAAGCAGAUGGAGCAGAAGGAGACACUGUUCAAAGAACAUAUGGACCAAUUAUUAACAUGCAAAGAAUACCAAAAUAUCUGUGAUAAACGAAAAAUGGUUAGUUGUUUUCAAAACUUGGACUGCAGUGGGAGGAUGCUAUGCUAUGAGCUUAAAAAAUGCCCGUGGUACAAGCCAACUAUUCAUCGUUUGAAGAAAAAGCUGGGCCAUGAGAGAAGAGAAAUUCUUAUUGAAAGUGAGAAGACACAGACUCAGAACGAUGCAAUAGUCUCUACUUCUGAACAUAGUAUCAGCAAGCGAGAUAAAUCACAAGGAACAAUGGAGAAAAAGUCUUCAUGGAUACCUAAUUGGUUUUCAAAAAAUCAGAAGAGUCAGGAAGGUAUUCCUCCUUCAAAAGCUGAUGAAUCAAGUAUAAUUUCCACUGAGGAAAACAAUAAAUCUAACAAACCAGUCACAGUCGAAGCGUCGACGGAACCAGUUCAUCUCGCAGAAGAACCGAAAGAAAACAAGAAAACUAGUGAUAAACAGGACAAAACAUCAAAAUACACGACGUUUAGCAAACCUUGUGACCGCAAGGUUUGUCUUCCAGUUGCUAAAAAAGGUGGCAGUAAAAAAGGAAAAGAAAGACUCUGUGCAGGAAAAUUAUUUACACCUUGUAAUAUUUCCUGUAUGAAGCCGCGCAAAGGUUGCUUUAGCCCUAUGGUGCCAAAAAAAUCUUGUUUUGAUACUUCCUGUUGUCUAGUCGAUCAUGGUAUUAAAAAACCAUGCAAAUUGUACAUGCCAUCAUGCGAUCUCAAAGGUUCAUGCGAAAUUUGUCCUUCAGUGUUGUGCAAAGACUAUUUUCCACCCACAAACAACUGCAGAUGCAACUGCAAGGGAAAGUGUGCCAAAGUAUUGUCAGAAGCAAAGUGUAAUUGCAGCGACGCAUUAUUGGACCCACUAGAAACGUAUCAACCCACAGCUUCUCAGCUGCAUAAUACUCCAUAUAAUUAUGAUAGCAAUAGUGACGACGAAUUUUGCGAAUGUUGUUCCUGCGGCUGUGAAGACAGCGAUGAAUCUUAUUCAUGUAAGUGCAAUUAACUAACACAUCACUAAGGUCAAGAGCAACAUUUUUAGUCAAAAUACUUAUCAUAAAUCUUGUAUGUCACAUUAGAGUUUACUGUUGAGACUUUUACUACAGAGAUUUAGUACCAUGAAGAUAAAUACACGAACAUUUAUAUUUAAAAGAUAUUUAUUUUAUACAUACUUCAUGUAGAAAAUUAACACAGAAGAACAUUGCAAAUUUUGCAACAAUACCAGCUUGUAAUACAUUCUUAGUUUAACUAAAUUCUUUUCUUAGAAAGGAAUGUGGAAAGGGUAGUGGGGACUUGGUUCCGUACUGAAAAAGAAAUCAAUUUUUAUGGUGAAAUCGUAAAUAAAAUGAUCGAGAUAUGGCAAGUAAGAAUUGUAAAAUGAACACAUAUUUACCCAGGCAUUGGACAGAUCCUGCCGUUACAAUCAAAUGUAUCGAUGUAUGCAAUAUCUUCAGAAGUAAGCUUGAAAUCAAAGACCUCGGCGUUCUCAGCGAUUCGCGACUUUGUAACUGACUUAGGGAUUACAAUGUGUCCACGGUCCAACUACAAAAGAUGGUUUAUUUGAAUAAAUAUUCAUAAUUCAAUGAAUAUAACUGAUCCAUGAAAAAUAUGUAUGUUUAUGUACCUGAUAUCUAAUCAAAACUUGUGCAGGUGUUUUGUUAUAUUUUUUCGCUAAUUCACCCAAUUUUUUGUCAUCCAUCAGUUUGGGAUCAUCGGGUUGCGCCCAUGGCCUGUCAGGAGAUCCAAGAGGACUGUAGGCUGUGAUAAGAAUACCUUUCCCAACACAGAGUGCAGACAGCUUUUUCUGAGUUAGGUAUGGAUGACAUUCGAUCUAUAAUAAAACACACAUCGUAGAUGACUACUUACAGAAAAUAAUAUAAGUUUAAUCACUAAUGCUUACCUGAUUUGUAACUGGUUUGAUGGUACAGUUCUUUAGCACUCUU